Messenger RNA from Morone saxatilis (striped sea-bass), 4828 nucleotides. Its product is annotated as zinc fingers and homeoboxes protein 1-like. NCBI's taxonomy places the organism in Eukaryota, Metazoa, Chordata, Actinopteri, Moronidae. Gene Ontology annotation, molecular function: DNA binding; DNA-binding transcription factor activity, RNA polymerase II-specific. Gene Ontology annotation, cellular component: nucleus. Gene Ontology annotation, biological process: regulation of transcription by RNA polymerase II. The record is from RefSeq and is a predicted model, not a curated record.
GCGGCGGUACAAAAAAAAUGGCCAUCGUCAGAUUCGGCGAAGUAUCGGAGCCUUUUUUAAUAAACUGUCCUUUCCAGUAAACCGAGCGGCGCAGCGGUUUAAUGAUUACAGAGGAAACAUUUGACUGAUCCUUCUUUAUGGAGCCACAGCAGGACGGCUUGAACUGAGACAGCUUUGAUACUCGGCUAGACGCAGCGCUCACCGGACGUCGGGAUGGCGAGCAGGAGGAAAUCCACCACCCCCUGCAUGGUUCCUCCUCGAGAAACCGUCGACUCGGAUCAGGAGAUGGAGGACGUCGCGGAGGCAGCCGAACCGGAUGACAGUAACGGCGUGGCGACCGUCUCCUCGGAGGUUUCCGGGCCGCUGGAGGAGCGGGGCGAGGACGCGGACGGCAGGCAGGUGUCGGACCACUAUCUGGACUCCAACAUGGCAGAGGGAGGCUACGAGUGCAAAUACUGCAACUUCCAGACGGCGGAGCUCAACCUGUUCACCAUGCACGUGGACACGGAGCAUCCCGACGUCGUCCUCAACACCUCCUACGUCUGCAUGGAGUGCGACUACCACACCAAGAGUUACGACACGCUGCUGGCCCACAACGCUCGCCUCCACCCGGGCGAGGACAACUUCACACGGACGAUGGUGAAGCGGAACAACGAGACCAUCUUCCAGCAGACGGUCAACGACCUCACCUUCGACGGCAGCUUCGUCAAAGUGGAGGACGACGAGGCCGAGGAGACGUCGCGCAGAGGCAUCGCCCUCAGCAAGACGCCCAUCAUGAGGAUCAAGAGCCGACCGGAACCCAAGAAGUUCGCCGCCUUGCACAAGAUGGCCGUAGACGACGUCAUCAAAGUGGAGAGCGACGACGAGGACGACGAGAACAAGGAGCCGCCCACGCUGUCUCCCGCCCCGAUGACCCCGGCCGCCCUCGCCCCUCGCCUCAUCCCCGUCUCCGCGCCGAUGCACGUCCAGGCCGUCCCGCAGAGCAUCGUGGUCAACAGCCCCAACGUGCUGCAGAUUAAAGGCGGCUCGGGCGGCGGCGCCGUGCUGCCUCCCGGGACGCUGGCUCAGGUUCUGUCGGCCCUGCAGAACCAGCAGAACAGCACUCAGACGCAGACGCAGCUCCUCAUCCCCAUCAGCAGCAUCCCCACCUACAACACGGCCAUGGACAACAACGUCCUGCUGGUCAGCGCUUACAACAGGUUUCCGUACCCGUCGGUGUCGGAGAUCAUGGGCUUGUCUUCGCAGACCAAGUUCAGCGAGGAGCAGAUUAAAGUCUGGUUUUCUGCUCAGAGGCUGAAACACGGAGUCAGCUGGACGCCGGAGGAGGUGGAGGAGGCGAGAAGGAAGAAGUUUAACGGCACGGUGCAGACCGUCCCUCAGACCAUCACCGUCAUCCCUGCCAACAUCGCUGCCGCCACCAACGGCCUGCAGUCCAUCUUCCAGACCUGCCAGAUCGUCGGCCAGCCGGGCCUCGUCCUCACUCAGGUGGCCGGCAACGGCAGCACCAUGCCAGUCGCCUCUCCCAUCACCCUGACGGUCGCAGGCGUCCCCGGCAACCAGCCCAAAGCCGCCGAACCGUCGACGUCGGAAUCGAAGACAGAGAUGUCGGCCGGCACAGCGCUCAGUUUGGACGCGUCGGCAACCAAACCGAAGAAGUCCAAGGAGCAGCUGGCGGAGCUGAAGGCGAGCUACGGCAGGAGGCAGUUCGCCACCGAGGCGGAGAUAUCACGACUCAUGCAGGUCACCAAACUCUCCAAACGAGCAAUAAAGAAGUGGUUCAGCGACACGCGCUACAACCAGAGGAACUCGAAGGAUCACCACGGUGUCCUGCUGAGCGAAACGCCGCCCAGCAGAGCGGCGGCGCCGGGAGGAGGCCGAGCAGCAAGGAACAACAGUGGCAGCCUUAACGACAGCAACAACAGCGAUAUCAACACCACCAUCGUCAUCGACUCCAGUGACGACGCCAGCGACUGCUCCCCAACUUCUGCCAACGCCCCGGGCUCGUCUGGCUCCUCCAGCGACCCGCGGGUCAAAUUCCGCCACGCCUUCCCCGACUUCACGCCACAGAAGUUCAAGGAAAAGACUCCGGAGCAGCUGCUCAUCCUGGAGGCCAGCUUCCAGAAAUCAGACACGCCGUCGGACGAGGAGCUGAGCCGACUGCGCGCCGAGACGAAGCUGACGCGACGCGAGGUGGACGCUUGGUUCACCGAGAGGCGGAAAAUGCCUUCAGCAGCACAGUCAAAGGACGAGGACGUCGAGGGGGACGGCGAGAAGAUGAAACCGGCUGCUGCGCCUUCAUCUUCGGCUCAGGAGCGGCAGACCACUCCACCCUCCAGCAGGAAGGCGAUGAAGAAGACGCCGGAGCAGCUCCACAUCCUGAAGAAGGCCUUUGUCCGCACGCAGUGGCCGACAGCCGAGGAGUACGACCAGAUGGCGGACGAGAGCGGUCUGCCGAGGACGUACAUCGUCAACUGGUUCGGAGACACACGUUACGCCUGCAAGAACAGCAACCUGAAGUGGUACUACCUCUACCAGAGUGGGAAGGUGGAUGAGGCGCUGAACGGUGGAGCCAAGAGCCAGAAGAAGUCCAGAAAGCGUUUCCGUGGUUGGUCCAGGAGGACACGCCGGCCUUAUCCCUGCAAACGAUCCCCAAUGGGGGGCGCCACUGCCAUCAAGGUGAAGUCCGGUAAGUCGUUUCUGAAGGACUACUACCUCAAACACCGAGCCCUGAGCGAGAAAGACCUGGACGACCUGGUGACCAAGUCCAGCAUGAGCUACGAGCAGGUCAGGGACUGGUUCUCCGAGACCGCCAGGAGGGUGGAGGAGGGCAAGGAGCCUUUCAGCGACGAGGAGGCCGAGGGAGAGGAGGGGGAGGAAGAGGACGAGGAGGAGGAGGAAGAGGAGGAAGAGGAGGAGGAAGCGGCGGCGGAGCACGCAGACAGCGAGGGAGAGAUGGAGGUGAAAGAACAAGGAGAGGAGGCCACUGACGACGACUGCAACGAGGAGGAGGAAGAGGAGGAGGAAGCCGAGGACGUCGACGACGACGACAAUGACGAAGUGAUCCAGGAGGAAUCUGAAGGUGUCAUCCAAUCACAGCCUCUGACAGAGGAGCAGACAUGAGCAGACAGCAUUAACGUUUCUUCCCCCACCGUGGAGACGACUUGGAGGACGAUAUGUGUCAGUGUUUCUCAGCUGGCGGCUCGGGACCCAAAGACGGCCGCAGACGGAUGCUCGGACAGACAGUCGCAGCUCAGAUGGAUCACUAAAACCACGGGUUCUGUGCCUUUGGAGAUGAACUUUGGGUCCUGAUGCAGCUGAGAAGCACUGAGAGGAAGGAGCUGAAUCAACGGACAAAGCAUCAGGAUGUAGUUUGUUUUCUGCCGAUGAACUGUGGGGACCAACGAACGCGCAGGACGACGCCUCCUCUCGCCGCCACGAGAGUAAGUUCCAGCUCUGCUCCUGUACAAAUAACAAGGCUUUUAUUUUGGCCUUUUGUGUCAUUUUUCUUACAAAAAGAAAAAAAAAAUCAAUGUUUUAAGGUAAACUUUGUAUAAAGGAAAAAACAAUAAAUCAAACCCUUUCUAAGAGGUGAGACCUCGCAUGGAUUUCUCAUUAAAAUAAACUUUUUUCAGAAUAAUGGACCAUCAGAGCUUUUUCUCAAGGGAACGUCCUCUCCCCAAAUCCAACAAUGAAAACAUUUUGUUCUGAAAAGAAAAGGUUUUUAAAACCAAACUUUUUGUUUUGUUUUGUUUUGUGAAUAGACAGCUCAAAUUAGUGCCAUUCUGUUUUCUAAGUUUUUGUUUUUAAAUCAAAGAAUCAGUGCUGGAACGAAUUCCACGUUGACGUUUUAACGUUUUUGUAUUUUUUUCCAAGUGAUCUGUUGAAGUCUGAACGACAUCUAAUAUAAUGGGGACUGAAUCCAUUAUACUAUUAUUAUUAUGCUAUUAUGAGUUCUUUUGAAUAUGGUGAUAAUUUCCAUGUUAGCAGGUGUUUGGGUCCAUUUUAGUUUCAAUGACAUCAAUUCAGUUUGUGAAUUUACCGCCAAAAAACUCAAAUGGAAGAUCCACCUUAAAACUCCUCAUUAAACAAUCAUUCAGAUUUAUUAUUCCCACAAUGCAACUGUACAACUAAUGCUGAAAACUUCAAGUAGAGCCAAACUGAUAUUACAUUUUAGAGGCCAAUAUUAAUCUUUACUUUAAUUUGUCGGCUGAACACAAACAUUUUUAUAAUAAUUCCUUAAAUUUGGUUAUGAAAGAACUGAGACUAAAAUAUAUAAAGAGAGAGAGAGCGGCACAUUUAACAGUGUAAAAAUUAUCGGCCGAUGUGUUUGCUGGUGCGUUUUUCUGAGCUGCCGGUUUACACCAGUGGUUCCCAACCUGGAGGUCGCCAAAGCUUCACUGGGGGUCGCCAGGCCUUCUUGAUGUUAGUGGGUGUAAGAGAAGUCUUAAAGUAUACACAGGAGGCCAAAAGCUAAAUAUAAUCAGCAUUUUGUCAAAUUCUGUGAAGAAAAUUGAAUAUUUGGCUUAAAUACACAAUAGAGACGGAGGAUUGUAUAAAAAGUUCCUAAAACCAACAGAAAACUCACCUCUGAUAUAAUAUUGACAGGAAAUAAUGAUCCAAAUCUCUGGUUUUACGCUGCGGUCACUGAGAGGUUGGGAGCCGCUGCUUUACACCAACAGUCCAUCAGAAAUGUGUUGAUCUGGUCCGCAGGCAAACACCAUUUAACUUACACAGUUUGAAAUAUUAGCCUCAGAUUUCACUGCCCACACAAAUGUUUCUAUGCAUAAAGUCUGUGAGGGUCCAGUGUGUGUGUGUGUGUGUGUGUGUG